GAAGAAAAAGGGGGAGGAGGAGGAAGAAGAAACGGGAAGAAAGUAGGAAAAGGAGCAGGAGAAGAAGAAGUGGCUUAAAAAAAACAACACGGACACUUGGCUGUCUGUUAACAAACAAGGUUACACAAUUAUACGAGAGAUAACAACCUGAUGCAUGAUGUGAGGUGUGUAAAAACCUUUUGACACCUGGAAGUGGAUGUUGAUAUGGUGGACCUGAGACUGACCCUCAGGAGCCCCCAGUCUCACUUUUAUAAUGAGAGCCUGGGGAAAAUGUUGCCACAGAUUAUGGAUCUAGGAUAUCGUCUUCCAUGAGAUUCCAAUUUCACAGCGCUUCAAUCAAACAGCUGUAAACAACAUGGAGAGAGAAGCAGCUGAGAAGGAAAUGGAUUGGGUUACUGACACUGAUGAGGACAUCCCUGAUGGUGAUCCCAACUUAGUGACCGAGGCUAGUCAGUGGGAGGCCAGGCCCACUGAUGAUGACUGUGAGCGGGACAAAACAGCCAAAUCUCAGGACACCCCACAUCCAGCCACUCCACCAGCCUCUGGUGCUGGCGAAGCAGAGUAUUGUGGAUCUACAGAGGCCAAAGAGGAUACUGAGGAGGCUUCAGAUGGGUUUGAGCAUGAUGACACUGCAGAGCAUGAGAACUCGCAUGUUAUAAAUCAAGAAGAGGAUGAAGCUGCGAAGGAGCAGCACAUGAACGGGGAGUCUGGUUGGAGGAACGUGGGACCUGGGCGGAGAUGCAGAUUCAGGAGCAGUGGGUCAGUUUCAGAGCAGAGCAGUCAAAGUGCUUUUUCCUCCCUUCAAAAAGGCAAUGUUAUGUCAAGUGGUGGUCGGCACAAGCAGACCCGCAGACGUAACCACCACCACCAUCAGCAGAACCGAGGCCGCAGGCGGACAGGCAACCAGCUCGUCCUAGCUUUCAAGGAGAUGCUGUCAGAGUCUCUGAGCUUUUGGUGCAUCUCCUGCGUCCACAUGAUGAUUGAGAUUAUUGUCACAUUAACUCACAAUUGUGGAGUUGGUGUGGAGGCUGGAGGGGUGAAACUUUACAACUUUGGGCAUCAGCUCCUUGUGAAGAUCACAGAUACAGCAGGAAUGAAAGCAGAUGCUAGUCGGAUUCUGAAAUGGACGAAAUGCGCAGGAACAGACCUGGUGGAUAAAAUUGUUCGGUUAGUAAAGUGGGUGAAGACAGCUGCCUUAUCUUUUUUGAGACUUUUCUGUGCUUUGGUUAUUCUCGGUUCCCAGUGGGCAAAGGGUGCGUUGGUUCGCUUUGGAGGAGAGAAGGGAAAACACUAUUGGACAGCUUUUCAGGAGUCAAGGUUUUGGAAGAGGGUGGUGUCCCUGCUGGAGACAGUCCGAAGCAGGUUCAGGAGGCAUGGCCAUGUACCACCGUCCAGCCCUGACUCUCCCGGCAGGGCAGGGAGAAGCCAGCCAGGCCAGGAGCUGGAGAGACUGCUGGCAUUGGCUGAGGUACCAGAGGACGAGCUCGACCCUUUUACAGUGCUGGGUGUGGAGGUGCAUGCCACUGAGGCUGAACUGAAGAAGGCCUACAGACAGCUGGCUGUCCAGGUCCAUCCAGACAAAAAUAAACACCCCCGUGCUGGAGAGGCGUUCAAAGUACUGAGGGCUGCCUGGGAUAUUGUCAGUAACCCAGAGACACGACGAGAGUACGAGUUGAAGCGUAUGGCAGCAACCGAGCUCUCAAAGUCGAUGAACGAGUUUCUCACUAAACUGCAGGAUGACCUGAAGGAAGCCAUGAACACCAUGAUGUGUACCAAGUGUGAAGGCAAACACAAGCGGUUCGAGAUGGAUCGUGAACCUGCUGAGGCCCGGUUCUGUGCCGAGUGCAACCGCUGCCAUAGUGCUGAGGAGGGGGACCUGUGGGCCGAGUCCAGCAUGUUGGGCCUACGUAUCACAUACUUUGCAUGUAUGGAUGGCAAAGUGUAUGAUAUUACAGAGUGGGCAGGUUGCCAAAGAAUCGGCAUUUCUCCUGACACGCACCGUGUGCCCUAUCACAUCUCUUUUGGUUCAAAGAACAACAGCAACUCCACACGACACAGGACACCCUCAGAGCACGCCCCAAGUCCGACCAACCCUGCAGAUUUGCAGGACUUCUUCAACCGCAUCUUCAAGGGAGGACCUCCUAACGACAUGGCUGCCAAUGGGGGAUUUUUCCCCUCAGGUCCCCCCCAUCAGCAGCCCCCUGGUGCCGGAGCGCCCCCGUUCUCCCCUCCCCCGAGCCAGACAGGUUUCUACAUGCCGGGGGGUCAGCGGCCAGAGUCCAGUGAGACAUGGGCUGAAAGUGGCAAACCCCCCCGAAGGAGGAAGAAGGUCCGCAAACCCUUCCAGAGGUGAAGUCCGUUGACCUCUCAGCGUAUCAACAUAACAACACAGGGACACAAUAAAUAACGGCCAUGUUUGUCUCUCGGCUCCCCGUCGGCCCGCCAAGAUCUGAACUCGAGAUAAUUCAUGUGGUUAAGGUCCGAUGAGCCAGAGGUGAGAGAGAGAGAGAGAAAGACGGGAUCAUUAAGAGGAGCCUGUUGUCUAAACAAGUAUUGAAGGAGGGUUGAAGAGGUGAUGGUGCUUUACCUCUCAUUUCACCUUGUUGUUCUGUUGGUCUUCAAGACGACUGUAGCCUUGGCAUUGAAAUCCUUAUCGGGAUGCUGUAAUGAAACGUUUUCCUUUUCAUAAUUUCCUGCCAAAUCCUGCAAAGCAUGAUUUAUUCACCUGUGUUUUAACACUUUUUUUUUUUUUUUUCUUCACUUUUGUUUUUAAUGUUUUGUAUAAGCUUAAGUUUAAGACGUUGGUUCCAGACAGAGUGACACUUGAAGAGAGAGGAUCCCCAUAAUUAACACGAAGAAGAUAAUGAUCUGGGCGACUUCACUGCGUCAGUGUACUCGUGUUAGAUCUGCACCUCGCCCACCGUAUUUCAAGAAUGAUUUGAAACCAGUUAAACCCAAAACCUCUGAACUGCUAGAAGUGCACUCAAAGUUCAGUUUCAGUGGUUAGAGAAACUAAACGCAUCCUUUCAAAGUUAUUACUAUAUGAAGAGUUGGCCAUUUGUGCAGAAUUAGUGCAUUUGUUAACCUCUGUUUUCAAAAGCCACUGAGCCAGAGAGGAGACGGUCAAGAUGUAAAAUCUGGACCAGAAUAAGUGAAAAUGAUAAGUGUUUUUGUUCUAGGAUCAACAGUUUCAAACAUGUUAAAUUUGCCUGCUGUUAGUUUCAGCUCCAGAUUGACGUUGUUAUUAGGGUUUAAAAUCUAACAGCAGGAAUGAGUUCAGUUAUGUUUCUGUAAUACCGAACCCCAGCUCAACUGCUUUGAUAAAUUCUCAAAACUUUAAAACUUGACGCGUUGACAUUUUGAAAUGCUGAUCUUUUUCUUCGCCAGGGAGGAAUUGCUGUUUUGAUGUCCACAUACAAUUGAUGCCCCCUGUUGAUUGACUGACUGUGUAACCACACAACAUUAAAACGGUGGUCACAGUUAAACUCAUUUACAAAGCGUAACCGCCGUUUGAGUCAUUUUAUAUCAUAAAGUGUGCUAAUUUACAUAUACUGAAGCAAGCCUGACCUGCACAAAACUCGAAUGCUGUCAAAUCAACAUUGUUACUUUUAAUUUGUUCAUUACCAACUGAAAACGGCACGCGUUUGCAAUGUGUUAGUUUCAUAUAGUUGAUUUGCGUAGUCGUUCAUGCUGCUACUGAAAAGUAAACCGUUUUGAUCAGGGUCUCACUUGUUGUAGAGUACCAUUUUAUGCCAGCAAAGAUGUUUCGGAGCAUGUUAAGACGUGCCUUCUACAUCACUGAUCUGUCAUUGACUGUCACCAAUUAAAGAAACGAAUCAUCGGACUCUUAAAGUUUUGCAGAUAUAAACUGGUGUAUUCUUCUGGUUAAUACUGCCACCUGGACGUGGGUCAGCUUUCAAAAUGUCAAAGUCACAGAAACGCUAAAGCUAAACAGCUGAUUCCCCUGUGUUACUACUGUACAGUAUGUAAAAACAUGAAGGGGUCAGAAAAAUAAUUGGUUGUAUUUGGGGUUUUGUUUCUUGACAUGGUUCUUACAUAGAAAUAAUUUAAUGUUCAUAAGUUAAGAAAACAGCUGUUGUUUACAGUGUGAGUGUAGUGAAAUGGCAAUGUGUGAUAAGGCAUUUGAUAAAGGCUAUUUUUUUAUAUUGACAGUUGAUGAUGAAAAGUACCACGUUCAAUGUUUUUUUUGUGUUAAUUUGCACACCCACAACUGUAAUAACAUCAGAGCGAUUCAGCCUAACCAGACUCCUGCAGCUGCGUAGGAGGUGUAGCUUGCUAAGAUAACGGCUCAUUUGCAAUUAAGAUUAUUUUUUGGUAGAAACUGAAUGUUAAAUGAGUGAGAACAAUUUCAAUGAAAAAACACAUUUAAGUCCACGUCCGUCACUCUGGGAAACCCAAGUAUCAGAACUAUCUUCUGUAUUUGUACUUCAUAAUGCAGGUUUGUCUGGUAGCUUGAAAAGAGGAACCUUUGAUGCAAAUGUUUGAGCUCAUUGAAGCAGGUCAUUAAGUUUGCCAUGUUUGUUUUUAAUCUGUCAAAAUAGCUUUUCUCUUGUAUGCAUUUGACCAGUUCUCCAGCCACGGUUUGAGUUGUCAACUAAAAAGGGCCCUUUUAAAUGAAACCAACUGAAAAUGUAAAAAUAAAUCUGGAUUUAUUUUUCAUUCUGGUGAAAAACCAUUUGAUAGUAUAAAGAAAGGUUCGGACAGAACUAUGAGGCCUUAAAAUAUUUUUUUCAAUUGGGCAGGAUUCAGGUCGGCAACUGUGUGAUAAUCAGAAAACUAAAAUUGACUUUGAUCAAAUAUUUCAUUCACAAAUUAGGUUAAUUUGAUGUUUUUAAUUUUUUUAUUACCUGUCAUUUCUCAUCUUACAUACAUAUUUGGGCCUUUAUUAUCUAAGUUGUUUUCUUCAGAUCAUCAAAUAUCUGAUUCAGCCCUGUCUGGAAAACUGGAUUAACAGCUAUACCCACGUUGAGCAGAGUGCUUUGUUUUCCCACACGUCCACCUUGACUUGAGAAUGUUCUGUGCUGUACGUUAAGGUAGCAGGUUGAAGUCCAAGAGGUCGAUGAAAGAGCCAACACUUCAGAUUUCUUUUUCCUUCUCCAGCUUUUAACAGAAUAUGCAGAAGUAUUGCAAAAAAAUAAAUAAUCAGACAGACAAUCAGGGUUUUUUCUUUGAGGGAAUUAUGAGGCGAGUUCCCUGGCUGGCAAAACAGUUUUAAAAUAUCACUGUUGGGUUUCUUUUCCCCCGCUUUCUCUGGUUUUCAAAAUAAAGAGGAUUUCCUAUA
Messenger RNA from Perca fluviatilis (European perch), 5302 nucleotides. It is a transcript of the gene dnajc14, whose product is annotated as DnaJ (Hsp40) homolog, subfamily C, member 14. NCBI's taxonomy places the organism in Eukaryota, Metazoa, Chordata, Actinopteri, Perciformes, Percidae. The coding region runs from base 356 to 2353 and encodes 665 amino acids. The transcript is spliced from 7 exons. The record is from RefSeq and is a predicted model, not a curated record. Gene Ontology annotation, molecular function: dopamine receptor binding.